Molecule: messenger RNA, 432 nt
Organism: Scleropages formosus (Asian bonytongue)
Lineage: Eukaryota; Metazoa; Chordata; Actinopteri; Osteoglossiformes; Osteoglossidae
Gene: lyrm2
Product: LYR motif containing 2
Exons: 3
Coding region: 114-380 (88 amino acids)
Cellular component (GO): mitochondrion
Source: RefSeq, a predicted model, not a curated record
UGUGUGUAGUGCGUGCAGUUUUCUAAAGGUCGUCUGAGCGUGUGCGAUUGGAGCGUUGUGGAGGGUCCGCUUUGUGAAAGUUUUCUAUUAAAAGUACGUUCAUUUAAGAUGCCAUGUCAGCCUCAAGGUUACCUCCUGCAGCGCUUAGCCUCAAACAGUUCCUGCAGCGGCAGCGCGUGCUCGCUGUGUACCGGCGCAUCCUGAGAACCAUCCGCCAGGUGCCGGACGAGGCGGACCGGCGCUACCUGCGCGAGUGGGCGCGCGACGAGUUCCGCAGGAACAAGGAGGCCUCGAACCCGGAUGCCAUUCGCAUGAUGAUCACUCAGGCCAACAUGCACCUCGAGGAGCUGCAGAAGUCCCUGGCGCUGGCUGGAAGCUAACAGCGCGGCCCGCGAGUGUGCCGCAGAUCCCAUGUCCGCAUAGCACUGCAAC